Molecule: messenger RNA, 945 nt
Organism: Papilio polytes (common Mormon)
Lineage: Eukaryota; Metazoa; Arthropoda; Insecta; Lepidoptera; Papilionidae
Gene: ix
Product: mediator of RNA polymerase II transcription subunit 29
Exons: 5
Coding region: 78-644 (188 amino acids)
Biological process (GO): regulation of transcription by RNA polymerase II
Cellular component (GO): mediator complex
Molecular function (GO): transcription factor binding; transcription coregulator activity
Source: RefSeq, a predicted model, not a curated record
GUCAAACUGUCAAACGUAGUUGUGAUAUUAAAAACAAAACAUCAUUUCUUAAAAAAUCAUAUAUCUUGAUUUUCAAAAUGAACCAAAUGAAUAUGCACGUCCCGAUGAAUACCGUAGGUGGUCAACCUAAUGUUGGUAUGCAAAUGCCAGUUGCCGGGCCUAUCAUGCAGCAACCUUCUCCACAACAAAUGCAACCAGCUAUGUCUCAACAAACACAGCAAGAUAAAAUGGACAAUAUUUCUAAAGUUAAAACUCUAAUGGGUUCACUUCGUGAAGCAUUGACGAUGAGCUUAAAAACUGGGGCGCAAAUACUACAUCAAAAUCAUUGCGCUGAUUCCAACCCACAAAAAAGUCUUGAGAGUCCUGUGCCAAGGUUUGAUAAAAACUUAGAGGAAUUCUUCUCACUCUGUGAUCAAAUGGAAUUACAUUUGCGAACCGCAACGACGUGCAUCCAACAAGCGCAGUCCGCAGCGCACUACCUGCCGCUCACAGUCAACACAUCGAGACUUGACAGCGGACCACCUACACAAGAUACCCAGCUAACGUAUCCGCAGUAUCUUAACACGGUCCGUCUUCAAAUAUCCUAUGCCAAGGACAUCCAUGACACACUUGUCGCUGCAGCACAAAACAUCUCCACCGACUGACCCGACAGGAAUUAAAACAAAUUGUAAUAUGAAAAUCUAUUCAUAAUUAAUAAGUGUAAUCUGUAAAUUAUAAUUCUUUGGUAAAGUACAAAACAGGGCUGUAUUAACUAAAAUGGGCGCCCGCGUGCAAAAAUCAGUCUGACGACUAAAAGAAGUACUGCCAUUGGCCGGCGCCCGCUACAUUCCGACGUUAGGGCGCCCUUUCAGCAUGGCGCCCGGGCGGAGGUUAUUAAUGCCUUGUUAAGAAUAUCUGAACUUAAGAUACUUAAGUUAUAGUAAUAAAUUGUUUAAAUAUUACAAA